This is a messenger RNA of Penicillium diatomitis, 789 nucleotides long. RefSeq names its product proteasome core particle subunit alpha 6 (gene pre5). Gene Ontology annotation, cellular component: proteasome core complex; nucleus; proteasome core complex, alpha-subunit complex. Gene Ontology annotation, biological process: ubiquitin-dependent protein catabolic process. The transcript is spliced from 3 exons. The record is from RefSeq and is a predicted model, not a curated record. The coding region runs from base 1 to 789 and encodes 262 amino acids. Lineage: Eukaryota; Fungi; Ascomycota; Eurotiomycetes; Eurotiales; Aspergillaceae.
AUGUUCCGAAACAACUACGAUAACGAUGCAGUCACCUUCUCUCCACAGGGUCGGAUAUUCCAGGUGGAAUACGCACAGGAAGCUGUGAAGCAAGGAUCUGUGGUUGUAGGAUUGGUGAACAAGACACAUGCCGUCCUUGUCGGCCUCAAGCGAAAUGCCGAAGAACUAUCCUCCUACCAGAAGAAACUCAUCGAGAUUGACUCGCACAUGGCGAUCGCCAUUGCCGGGUUGGCCUCAGACGCCCGCGUUCUGUCCAAUUUCAUGAAGCAGCAAUCGCUCGGCUCAAAGAUGACCUACGGUCGUCCGAUCCCUGUGGAACGUGUCGUCAACCAAAUCGCAGAUCGAGCGCAGACCAACACCCAACACUACGGCAAGCGGCCAUACGGUGUGGGUCUGCUCGUGGCCGGUGUCGAUGAUGCUGGCCCUCAUCUGUUCGAGUUCCAGCCUUCCGGUAUGAUCCAGGAGAUGGUGGCUUGUGCCAUUGGCGCUCGCUCGCAGAUGGCGCGCACAUACUUGGAGCGAAACCUCGACCAGUUUGCCGACUGCAGCCGGGACCAGUUGAUCAACCAUGGUCUGCGAGCAUUGAAGGAGACAUUGUCGCAGGAUAAGGAGCUGACAGUGGAUAAUACAUCUGUCGGCGUUGUUGGAUUGGCACCUGAGGGCUCCAAGGCUCGCAUUGAGAGCUUUAAGCUGUACGAGGGUCAGGAGACUCUGCCGCUCUUGGAGGCUUUGGAGCGGUCCGAAUCAUCUGGCACGAUGGAGGAAGAGUCCAUGGAAGUUGAUUCAUAA